Molecule: messenger RNA, 1750 nt
Organism: Marchantia polymorpha subsp. ruderalis
Lineage: Eukaryota; Viridiplantae; Streptophyta; Marchantiopsida; Marchantiales; Marchantiaceae
Source: the annotation of a GenBank genome assembly
CUAACUCCUGGUCUGCAGGCGGGGAGGGAGGGAGACAGAGGCAAACCAUGGUUGGGUUGGGACUCAGGUUGGGUUGGGAUGAGAUGUGAUUGAGAGAGAGAGCAGCUCGGGCCAGCUCGUCCAGCCUCUGGCUGACAAGUAAUGGUGAGGAGCGAGGGGCUCGCUGGCAUCGCCAAUGUCAGAAAUUGAGGCUUGAAUUGCAGACGGGAUCGUCGUGGUCGGAAGCGUCAGCUUUCAGCUCAAUGUCGUGCUGAAAAGGACGGAGAUUUUGAGUCCUCUUUGUUUGAUUUGUGAGGUUCGGAGCUCAGGGGGAUUUGGCCCUCGUCGAGGACGGACCAUGGCAGUUGCACGAGCUUGGACGGGAUCCCUGUGUGCGUUCGUCCAGCAGCAACAAGUGCCUGCUCUCGUAAUUAGUCGACAAUGCUGCAGCUGUCACAGCUCCGCCUCGCAGCCUGCUGUUUCGUCCUCGUCCUUCGUUCCCAGCUGGACUGUGAAGAGUAGCAAUCGGUGGUCAGCAGGUCGGAGGCGCAAUUCGGCUCGAUUUUCCGUGCUUGCCAGUCAAGAAGCGGGAACGUCCACUUUGUUGGUUCAGGAAGUGGAGUUCACCUGGAAGGGAAAGGGGUCAGAAGUUCUACUAACCGGCGACUUUCUGCAAUGGGACGCUAAGGUUCCCCUGGAAAAAGGCUCGAAUGGAUCUUUUACUGUGAAGAAGAAGUUACCAGUGGGGAAGUUCGCUUACAAGUUCAUAGUGGAUGGCGAGUGGAUGCAUUCGGUAGACAGCCCCAUGGUGCCAGAUGGAUCCGGGGGCUUCAACAACGAGGUCAUUGUUGCAGAUCCAAGUGCGGUCGAUACUACGCCCGCUUCAACUGAAUCCUCAAAAGCCUCACCUACUGCUGCCACCAAAAAGUCUACAAAGGACCCUGCCAAAGGAAACGAAGCUGCCAAGUCCAAGCCAGCAGCAGUGGCAGUUGAUGGUGAUGCCAAGCCCAAGCCAGCAGCCGUGGCAGCUGAUGGUGAUGCCAAGCCCAAGCCUUCAGCAAGAGCGAAGAAAGCCGUGGUGGAAAAGAAAUCCUUGGAGGCAACUAUGCGAGAAGAUGUCAUUCCUCAACUGUCUGCUGCGCUUGAAAAAGAAGAGGGCUUGACUGACCUUGACAUUACUUUCGAAGAAAAUCAGCUAAAGACGAGUUUCACGAAGGGUGCCAUUCCUUACUGUCACUGGGCCUUCUUCCCUGACGGCACCUUGGAAGGAUCUCGAGGUGCAUCUUUAACAUCACAUGGUUCUCCGCCAAGCACAAUCGAACCUUUUCUCGUGGACGAAAACAAGAUCACCGCAGAACUAGUUGUCUUCUGGAUAAGGAAGAGAUUAUUCGCACAAAAGAUUUUGUCCGUAAAUUGAUGAUUCACAACUUGCUUCAACCAAAGCGCCAGAACGAACAUUUUCACUGUGUUCUUCAAACUGAAAAUCUCACCUUAGAUUUGAUGAUCUAUACAGCGCCACAAAAUGUGCUAGUGAGUAUUGCAUUCAAAGAAAAGCGCCGCCUAUCUUGUUUCAUAGUAGAAUUCUUAAAGUUCCAGCAGAUUUCAUGGCCACGAGACCCUGAAGGCUUUUCAAGUGUUCUGUAGAACGUUCAAAGUCAUUUGUUCAAUUUCAACUUUCACGAUUGUUGUACGUGCACUUUCGAGCGCAUCAGUCUCAGGAAGACGGACUGGCAGUCAUAACAAAGGGAAAUAGCUCUCCACGUCAUUAAGU